Poecilia reticulata (guppy) is the source of this 1244-nucleotide messenger RNA. Lineage: Eukaryota; Metazoa; Chordata; Actinopteri; Cyprinodontiformes; Poeciliidae. The record is from RefSeq and is a predicted model, not a curated record.
UGAUGUCAGUGGAUGAGGAGAGCACGUCCUGCUACUGUCUGCUGGAGGCCCAGAGGUGCCAUGUGCUGUUGGAGCAGCCGGGUCGUUACGCGCUGGUGGGGGAGGCGCUGAACCAGGAGGCUGCCAAGCGACUGCGGCUAGCCGUUUUUGGCAGCCCUGACCUCAGCAACUCUCUGGGCUUCACCCUCAGAGUGUACUGUGUGGACGACACUCCCUACGCUUUCCAGGAGGUGGUGGUGGGGGAGCGCAGCAGGGGCGGACGGCUCCUCGAAGAACCCAAAAUUCUGCUGUUCAAGGGGAACACGUUCAGCCUCCAGGUGUCCAUCCAGGACGUCCCGCGGUUACUCUGGAGCAUCAAGCCUUUCACCACCUGCCAGGUUGGACUGUUUCCAUCCUUUACUGUUGCGUAAAGCGGCGAGGAGUGUUCACAACGGGUUUAUCGGUGUUAAUGUCGAAACCGCACGCAGCUGCAUGGCAGCCAUGUGCAUGAAAAGAAGGCAUCCGCCCUGGUUUUCAUCGGCAGCCUCACUCUUCCAUCACACACGCCAUUUGCUUGCUUGGUCACAUCAAAGCUAAAGGGCAGCAGCAAGGGCACAGUAGGAGGCUAGCUAUCUCACCCACACACACACCAUUACAAACUUAAUUAUGACUUGUAGGCAGGAAAACACACACGCACACACACACACAGAUAUAUCAUAGUUAUCUUCCUAGGGGUCUUCGUGCUGCAUGUUCUGUUCUGCCCUGUGAUGUUUAUCCCACCAGCGACAUCUUAUUAGCAGAAUUAGCCCAACGUAGCACCUCCAGAAUACCAACGAGGAAAGCUGAAAACUCGACCAGGAAGACGGCUUCAGGCUCUGAUUCAGACAUGACUGCCACCUAAAGCAGGCAGUUAUAAGUGGCUGUCCUUUUCUGAUGGGUCUGAAGAGUGGAUGAUUCAUCUGUACAACUGAGUUUUGACCCGUUCCGACUGCAGCAGCGUCUGAGUCACACAGCAGCGAGCGGCGGCAGCUGGAACAGCGAGCCUCAGACUGUAUAUGCUCAGCAGAUGUAGCUCUGCUUUCUAAAGCUUUGCUACAUCCGAGGUGGAAAUGCAGAGCAAACUGUGAGCGUUAAGGGAUCUCUCGCCCUAAUUCUAUAAUCACAACAUUGAUCCCCAUCUAAAGAUCGGCAUUAAGAUACAAGCUUAGCAGCAGGACCGUGGAGGAGAGGAGAAGAAUAAGACAAUAAAUCCUCAAACUAAUGCA